Molecule: messenger RNA, 1239 nt
Organism: Aspergillus melleus
Lineage: Eukaryota; Fungi; Ascomycota; Eurotiomycetes; Eurotiales; Aspergillaceae
Product: glycosyltransferase family 69 protein
Exons: 3
Coding region: 1-1239 (412 amino acids)
Source: RefSeq, a predicted model, not a curated record
AUGCGCUUGAUCUCCCGGCCGGGUCCGGACCCUCUCCGUCGCCCUCGACUCUACCGACGUGUCCUGCAGACCGUGCUCGUCCUCUUUCUCAUCUGGACCGCUGCCGAAAUCACCACCGUCCAGCGCCGCCUCGACCCCUUGGUCUCCGUCGACGAGCGCAUCUCGCGCAAAUCCCAGCAACACUCCGAGCGCGUGUUCGUCGUCGGCAUCCACUGGAACAACGAAUGGAUUCUGCGGAAUUACUGGAACCAAGCUGUCACGGACUUGGUUCAGGCUCUGGGCCCGGAGAAUGUCUACCUCAGCAUCUACGAGAGCGGAAGCUACGACAACACGAAGGGAGCCCUCGUUGAGCUGGAUCGCAUGCUGGACCCCCUCGGCGUCCCACGAAACGUUACGCUCUCCGAGGUGACGCAUCAGGAUGAGAUCGUUCAGCCUCCGAUUGGCGACGGAUGGCUGCAGUCGGAACAAACGGGCACUGAACUCCGGCGCAUCCCGUAUCUAUCGCGAUUGCGGAAUCUGAGCCUUCAGCCGCUAGUAGUCCUAGCGAAGCAGGGCAUCUACUUUGACCGUGUUCUCUUCCUGAACGACGUAGUAUUCACGACACAAGAUGUUCUUGAGCUCCUUCAAACCCGGGACGGCAAGUAUGCCGCCGCUUGUUCGCUAGACUUCUCGCAUCCACCGGCCUACUAUGACACUUUCGCGCUGCGCGAUCUCCAAGGCCACGAGCCCAUCAUGCAGACGUGGCCGUACUUUGACUCGUCCAUGGCUCGGCAGGCCCUGAAGCGCAUGGAGCCCAUCCCCGUGGCAAGCUGCUGGAAUGGAAUUGUUGCGAUGCGCGCAUCCCCGUUCGUCGCACACGAGAACCCUCUACGCUUCCGAGGAAUUCCCGAUUCCCUAGCUCAAAAGCAUCUCGAAGGCUCGGAAUGCUGUCUCAUCCACGCAGACAAUCCCCUAUCCACCUUGUCAGGCGUCUACUUGAAUCCCCGAGUGCGCGUGGGAUACCACGGCGCAGCAUACGAGGCAGUUCACCCCGGGGAGCAAUGGCUCACGACGUGGAACAUCUGGAUAGGCCUGUGGUCGAAUCGACUGCGACGAUGGAGCGGCGUGAAUCGAAGCAGGAAAGAGAUUCAAAAGCGUGUGGCGCAAUGGGAAUUGCAACACGGGCAGGAAGAACGGGGCGCGUUCUGCUUGAUCGACGAGAUGCAGGUUUUGAGGCCCUGGGGUUGGGCCCAUGUAUAG